This is a messenger RNA of Lathyrus oleraceus (garden pea), 786 nucleotides long. RefSeq names its product heat stress transcription factor A-5. Gene Ontology annotation, molecular function: DNA-binding transcription factor activity; RNA polymerase II cis-regulatory region sequence-specific DNA binding. NCBI's taxonomy places the organism in Eukaryota, Viridiplantae, Streptophyta, Magnoliopsida, Fabales, Fabaceae. The transcript has 2 exons. Gene Ontology annotation, biological process: regulation of transcription by RNA polymerase II; cellular response to heat. The record is from RefSeq and is a predicted model, not a curated record. Gene Ontology annotation, cellular component: nucleus. The coding region runs from base 1 to 630 and encodes 209 amino acids.
AUGGAGAAUUCGACGACAGAAAAAGGUGGUGGUGGUGGUCCGUCAAAGUUCCUAGUGAAAAUUUACCAGAUGGUUGAUGAUCCAUAUAUUGAUAAUAUAGUAUCAUGGAGUCAAAGCCACAACAGUUUCAUCAUUAAGGACCCUGAUGAAUUCGCUAGCAAUCUUCUUAGCAAGUAUUUCAGACACAACAAUUUCUCCAACUUUGUUUGUCAGCUCAAUACCUAUGGAUUUCACAAAAUAAAACAUGAUCAAUGGGAGUUUGCUAAUGAGUAUUUUCUGAAAGAUCAAUAUUAUCUUCUUGGUAAUAUUCAAGGCAAGCAAAUUGUUCACAAUCACUCUCUUGGAGAAGUAGAAAGGCUAGCAUUUGAAGAAGAAAUUGAGAAACUUGAAAAUGAAAAAUCCUCUAUUGAACUAGAUAUUUCUAACUUCAAUCAGUACAUGCCAACUAAAAAGCUUCAUGUGGAUAAUCUAGUGCAAAGAUUAGAAGCAUCAGAGUAUAGGCUUAGUAAUUUGAAGAACUCGUUUGAAAUGGUUCUUCAAUACCUAUGUACGUCAUAUAUUCUUUUAUUAUUUGAUUUAUUAUGCCUAAACUCAAUUACAUUUUUUUAUUAUUCUCAUAGAUUUCUUUAACCAUUACAUUUUUUAUUUUUAAAAGGUGGUUCAUACUUUAAAUGUCGAAUCUGUUCUGUCUCUAAGUUUUUUAUUUAGGCUACAUCAAUCGAGAUGGUUUUUGCCCUAUACAAAUUUGAUGUCUAAUAUAUUAUGGUUCAUUGUUAUGUCUUUCAA